Molecule: messenger RNA, 1814 nt
Organism: Dothidotthia symphoricarpi CBS 119687
Lineage: Eukaryota; Fungi; Ascomycota; Dothideomycetes; Pleosporales; Dothidotthiaceae
Exons: 2
Coding region: 258-1556 (432 amino acids)
Source: RefSeq, a predicted model, not a curated record
CAUACAUUCAACAUUUGCCUCCGAAGUACACGAUUACUUGCCCAAUGACGCAGUAUAAGCCCAAGCGCUUAGUAUGGCGAUAAUCAUAUGAUUAGAAAGGUCUGCGCGUACCCAGAUGGCUAGCCAUUUUAUCAACCUGAUCAGGAAACUCGCGAAUGAUUGGUUGUCAACAUGACUCGCCCGUCCCAAUCGUAUCUAUCAACACAAUACCUACCGCGACGUCGACGUAGUUAGCACCGAAAGCUGGAGUUUCAACGAUGAGAAAGACAACGCCGCCCACAAUUCUCAGCCAACUCCCAAUCACACCGCCCCUCUCAGCGCCAUCGCCGUCGUCAUCGCGCUCGUGCUCGCCCUGCAGCUCCAGCAACGACGCGCCUGCAGAUCCAGUCAGCAUUGCGCUCUCGCUCAUUCGCACCUGCCGCUCUCGUGCUGGCGACGUCAACAGCCCCCGGGCUCCCGAGCAGACGCGACAUAGCGUGGUGCUCUCGACGGCUGAACACGACUCCCUCCGUACCGCCAUCGACAGCGACACAAGCCUGAGAGCGUGGGUGGGGGAUAGGCUUCGGUCGUCGUGGACGGCUCACGCCGGCUCUGGCCGCUUUGUCGUGCGCAUGCCCAAUCCGAUUCACGACCUAUUUGCCCUGCAGCUCCAGGACGCGAUACACAAGCGAACCCGCCGCCUUGCCAAGGGGAAGGAGGGUGUGCAGCCCGCCAUUGCAGACGUGCAGCGGCUGCAGGAUAUAUUGCGCCUCGGCACAGCGGAUGCAAGAAGGGGCAAGGAGCAGAAGAGCGCGGAUGCCGGCUUUGGUGUUCCUCACAGCGCGCGCCUCCUUGUUGCCAUCGAAGUCGGCUACUCGCAGGAUGCUGCCAGUCUGCAGAAGACUGUCGGCGAAUGGCUCAAGCUUGGCGCUAAUGCCGUGCUGCUCGUCAACAUCGCAUACGCCAACCCGAGCAAGAGGAAGGCGUCGGCAACAGCCCCCAUCACGACAUACACCCUCCACCGUGUGGAACGCUAUCGCGAUGUCGAAGGCACCCUGAAGAAGCGCAUGGUCAAGACCCAGACCGACGUUGAUAUCGCUCAGAGCGCCAAUGACUAUCUCGAGCUUUGCCUCGCCGAUUUCUGUCUUCCGACUAAUCCUCCUGCAACCAAUUACCCCAUUCGCCUUGGUCACGAUGUCAUGAUUGGCCUGCUGCAGACUGCAUUUGCUCGACAGCAAGUCUACGAUGAGGAACCGGGCUUCAGCUCCGAUGCUGAGAUCGAUGCAGCUCUCCAAAUUCGCGAACCCACGAGAUCCUCGAAGCGCAAUAAGGCCGAUGUCGUCGCCGUUCAAAGGAAGGAUGCAGCUCAACAGGGUGGGGACCCAACUCAGGAUGCGGCUGAGGAUGGGGAGGAAGCUCGGAAUGGGGACACAAGUCCGAAGGAGGAUGCAGUUCGUGAAAACGUUCCAGCUCAGGAGGAGGAUACAGCUGGGGUUGACAGUGAUGCAAACGUAUCAAUCGGUCAAGGGCAUCAGGCACGUUGCGUCGCCACGGAUGGAGAAGAUGGCAUUGAUUGAACUUUGAUUAUGACAUGGCUUUAUGGAAUAUUCGAUACAAGUAACGACCAGUGUCAACGGGUUCACGCCGCAACCUCUCCCGAACAGCUACGCCGGACUGGAUUACAGAGCAUCCUCGCGGCACUGCGUGUGGAGUACUUUUGUCAGACGGAGAAUCUAAGCAAACUAAGCGCUCCUGCAACGCCACCACGCAUAGCGAGCCGCUGACAGAGGCCAAAGUGUGGUGUCGCCUCGGGCACUGGGAUGGAAAUAGGUCAA